AUGGCGAACCUGUUGAAGACAGUGAUGACUGGCUGUUCAUGUUCUGUUUUUAGCAGUUUGGGGUCCUAUAAGGUUCUACCUGGGAAGAAGAAUUUUUUACGAACAUUUCACACUCAUCAGGUGCUGUGGUGUAAAGCUCCUGUAAAACCAGGAAUUCCAUAUAAACAACUGACUGUUGGAGUCCCCAAGGAGAUUUUCCAGAAUGAGAAGCGAGUGGCAUUGUCACCUGCAGGUGUUCAGGCCCUGGUCAAGCAGGGUUUUAAUGUGGUGGUGGAGUCAGGUGCAGGCGAAGCUUCCAAGUUCUCAGAUGAUCACUACAGAGCAGCAGGUGCUCAGAUCCAAGGGACCAAGGAAGUGCUGGCUUCUGAUUUGGUGGUCAAAGUGCGAGCGCCUAUGGUUAAUCCAACAUUGGGUGUUCACGAAGCUGAUCUUUUAAAGACAUCAGGAACACUGAUUAGUUUUAUUUACCCAGCCCAAAAUCCAGACUUGCUAAAUAAACUUUCUGAAAGAAAAUGUACAGUCCUGGCAAUGGACCAGGUUCCAAGAGUCACAAUUGCUCAGGGAUAUGACGCACUAAGCUCCAUGGCCAACAUUGCUGGUUAUAAGGCUGUUGUACUAGCAGCAAAUCAUUUUGGACGGUUUUUCACUGGUCAGAUCACAGCUGCUGGAAAAGUACCUCCAGCUAAGAUUCUGAUCAUUGGUGGUGGUGUUGCGGGUCUUGCUUCUGCAGGUGCAGCAAAGUCUAUGGGUGCAAUUGUUCGAGGAUUUGACACGAGAGCUGCAGCUUUGGAGCAGUUCAAAUCCCUUGGUGCUGAGCCCUUGGAGGUAGACUUGAAGGAAUCUGGUGAGGGACAAGGAGGAUAUGCAAAGGAGAUGUCCAAAGAAUUCAUUGAAGCAGAAAUGAAACUCUUUGCUCAACAGUGUAAGGAAGUUGAUAUUCUUAUCAGUACAGCACUAAUUCCAGGUAAAAAGGCUCCAGUUUUGUUUAGUAAAGAGAUGAUUGAGUCCAUGAAGGAAGGGUCGGUUGUGGUGGAUUUAGCUGCUGAGGCUGGCGGAAACUUUGAAACUACAAAGCCAGGAGAACUUCACAUUCACAAGGGAGUUACUCACAUAGGUUACACAGAUCUUCCCAGUCGAAUGGCCACUCAGGCCAGCACCCUGUAUUCCAACAACAUCACUAAACUUCUGAAGGCCAUCAGCCCUGACAAGGAUCAUUUCUAUUUUGACGUGAAAGAUGACUUUGACUUUGGUACGAUGGGUCAUGUCAUUAGAGGAACUGUAGUGAUGAAGGAUGGAAAAGUGAUUUUCCCAGCUCCUACACCAAAGAAUAUUCCUCAAGGUGCCCCAGUAAAACAGAAGACAGUGGCUGAGCUGGAAGCUGAGAAAGCAGCUACUAUAACUCCCUUUAGGAAAACAAUGACAACAGCUUCUGUGUACACAGCAGGACUCACUACUAUGCUGGGUUUGGGCAUUGCGGCUCCCAAUUUGGCCUUUUCUCAGAUGGUGACAACGUUCGGCUUGGCUGGCAUUGUUGGUUACCACACCGUCUGGGGAGUGACCCCUGCUCUCCACUCACCACUGAUGUCUGUGACUAAUGCAAUCUCAGGGUUGACUGCAGUUGGUGGGUUGGUGCUUAUGGGAGGACAUUUGUAUCCUUCCACAACUUCUCAGGGCCUUGCUGCUCUUGCUACAUUCAUAUCCUCGGUCAAUAUUGCAGGUGGCUUUCUGGUGACUCAGAGAAUGCUAGACAUGUUCAAACGUCCCACUGAUCCCCCAGAAUACAAUUACCUGUAUCUGCUCCCUGGUGGCACCUUUGUUGGAGGAUAUUUAGCUGCCCUCUACAGUGGUUAUAACAUUGAACAAAUGAUGUACCUAGCCUCAGGUCUGUGCUGUGUUGGUGCCCUGGCUGGCCUUUCCACCCAAGGAACAGCUCGUCUUGGCAAUGCUCUGGGCAUGGUUGGGGUUGCUGGAGGUCUGGCAGCCACCCUCGGAGGCCUACAACCGUGCCCAGAGUUGUUAGCUCAGAUGUCUGGAGCAAUGGCUUUGGGCGGUACCAUUGGCUUGACAAUUGCCAAGCGCAUCCAGAUUUCUGAUUUACCUCAAUUAGUUGCUGCUUUUCACAGUUUAGUGGGUUUGGCCGCUGUGCUCACUUGUGUGGCUGAGUACAUUGUAGAAUAUCCACAUUUUGCUACGGACGCAGCAGCUAAUCUCACCAAGAUUGUGGCCUACCUCGGUACUUACAUCGGUGGUGUCACCUUCAGUGGGUCUCUUGUUGCCUAUGGAAAAUUGCAGGGUAUCCUGAAGUCUGCUCCUCUCCUGCUUCCUGGAAGGCACUUACUCAAUGCAGGCUUGCUGGCUGCUAGUGUGGGUGGACUAAUCCCCUUCAUGGUGGACCCGAGCUUUACCAUGGGCAUUACCUGUCUGGGUUCCGUGUCAGCUCUCUCUGCUAUCAUGGGUGUGACUUUGACGGCUGCCAUCGGGGGGGCAGACAUGCCUGUGGUCAUCACUGUGCUGAACAGCUACUCGGGUUGGGCCUUGUGUGCAGAGGGCUUCCUGCUCAACAACAACCUGCUGACCAUUGUGGGCGCCCUCAUUGGCUCCUCUGGUGCCAUCCUGUCGUACAUCAUGUGUGUGGCUAUGAAUCGUUCCCUGGCUAAUGUGAUUCUUGGAGGCUAUGGUACCACUUCAACAGCUGGUGGAAAACCUAUGGAGGUUUCUGGCACACAUACAGAAAUCAACCUUGACAAUGCAAUUGACAUGAUCCGAGAAGCUAAUAGCAUCAUUAUUACCCCAGACUAUAUCUGGACUAAUUCUUUUUCUGCCUUUAGAGAUCAGAUAGUACCAGGAGAAACAGAGGUGCCAAGAACUGUGUGUGCAGAUAUGGACGUGAUAUCGUUUGGAAUUCACCCAGUUGCAGGCCGGAUGCCUGGUCAGCUUAAUGUGCUGCUGGCUGAGGCUGGGGUGCCAUAUGAUAUUGUGUUGGAAAUGGAUGAGAUCAACCAUGAUUUCCCAGACACUGAUUUGGUCCUUGUAAUUGGAGCAAAUGACACUGUUAAUUCAGCAGCUCAGGAAGACCCGAACUCUAUUAUUGCAGGCAUGCCAGUCCUCGAGGUCUGGAAAUCCAAGCAGGUAAUCGUUAUGAAGAGGUCUUUGGGUGUUGGCUAUGCUGCAGUGGACAAUCCAAUCUUCUACAAACCUAACACGGCCAUGCUUCUAGGCGAUGCCAAGAAGACAUGUGAUGCGCUGCAGGCGAAAGUUAGAGAGUCGCACCAGAAGUAA
This is a messenger RNA of Orycteropus afer afer, 3279 nucleotides long. RefSeq names its product nicotinamide nucleotide transhydrogenase (gene NNT). The record is from RefSeq and is a predicted model, not a curated record. Gene Ontology annotation, molecular function: NAD binding; NADP binding. Gene Ontology annotation, biological process: NADPH regeneration; proton transmembrane transport. The transcript is spliced from 21 exons. Gene Ontology annotation, cellular component: mitochondrial inner membrane. Bases 1 to 3279 code for a protein of 1092 amino acids. NCBI's taxonomy places the organism in Eukaryota, Metazoa, Chordata, Mammalia, Tubulidentata, Orycteropodidae.